Populus euphratica (Euphrates poplar) is the source of this 1149-nucleotide messenger RNA. Its product is annotated as syntaxin-71-like. The transcript has 9 exons. Bases 122 to 922 code for a protein of 266 amino acids. Gene Ontology annotation, cellular component: membrane; endomembrane system; SNARE complex. NCBI's taxonomy places the organism in Eukaryota, Viridiplantae, Streptophyta, Magnoliopsida, Malpighiales, Salicaceae. Gene Ontology annotation, molecular function: SNAP receptor activity; SNARE binding. Gene Ontology annotation, biological process: intracellular protein transport; vesicle fusion. The record is from RefSeq and is a predicted model, not a curated record.
UUCUAUUCUGUGUCCAAACAAAAACAACUUUAAAACCAACAAAAAAACCGCUCAAACGAAACUGGUCAGACACAGAACACGUAAAAAGAUCACAACUUUCAGUUUUAAUCCAACCGGAAAAAUGACUGUCAUCGAUUUGGUUACGCGAGUAGAUUCAAUCUGCAAGAAAUUUGACAAAUACGACGUCGAUAAGCAGAAAAACCUUAACGCUGCUGGCGACGAUGCUUUCGCUCGCUUAUACGCAAUCGUUGAGGCCGGCCUCGAUGCUGUUCUCCAGAAAUCAGAGGCAGCGAAAAUAGAGAAAAGCAGGGCUACGGCUGUUGCUAUGAAUGCAGAGAUUCGAAGAACAAAGGCUCGAUUGCUUGAGGAAAUCCCUAAAUUACAGAGACUCGCUUUUAAGCAGGUGAAAGGGCUAUCGAAAGAAGAGCGCGAGGUGAGAAGUGAUUUGGUUGCUGCAUUAAAAGAUAGAAUCGAAGCUGUAGCAGAUGGAAAUAUUAGUGCAGCUAAACAAGGUGGAGAUUCUGCGCCUUCAGCAUCGCAUGGAGGAAUUAAAUUUGAUUCAACUUAUGAUGGAAGAUUUGAUGAUGAGUAUUUUCAGCAAACUGAAGAGUCGGAUCGGUUCAGGCAGGAAUAUGAAAUGCGGAGAGUGAAACAGGAUCAAGGUUUAGAUGUUAUAGCAGAAGGUUUGGACACUCUGAAAAACAUGGCCCAUGACAUGAAUGAGGAGGUGGAUAGACAAGUGCCAUUGAUGGAUGAAAUUGAUGACAAGGUUGACCGAGCAGCCUCUGACCUUAAAACUACUAAUGUGAGACUUAAGGAUACUAUAAACAAGAUGAGGUCCAGUCGCAACUUUUGUAUUGAUAUCAUCCUCUUGGUUAUAAUCUUAGGCAUUGCUGCCUAUCUCUACAAUGUGCUGAAGUGAAAUGAGCAUUCCAGCAACCACUUCCACAACUACUAAUCUACUGGCAUAUACAGCUUUCUGCUGCUACUGGGUCGUCUUUGCAUGCAUCAUUGUACUACAUAAUGUUUACUGGAAGAGUGUUUACAUCUGUAGCUAUUAAUUUCUUCAUAAACUGUAAUUUCCAGCAACUUGAGACUGAAACAUUGAGACAUUUUAGCAUAAUUUCCACUUUAUCAGGGUUUCAUCGA